Molecule: messenger RNA, 1242 nt
Organism: Morus notabilis
Lineage: Eukaryota; Viridiplantae; Streptophyta; Magnoliopsida; Rosales; Moraceae
Exons: 3
Coding region: 96-1052 (318 amino acids)
Source: RefSeq, a predicted model, not a curated record
UUCAUUCUUUUCUUUCAGUACAAAUUCACGCCUUUGGUGUUGUUCUUUAUUAGCCCUUUAAAUACUAGAGCUGAUCAAGCUUUUUUUUAUCAGCCAUGGCUAACCCUAGACUAAUUCUGGUGAGUCCUCCUCAAGGAUCAUCAAAGCGUGAUGAUCAAGACGACGAGGUCAUGAUGAAUCAGAGCUUCUCCGACAUGCUCUUCGGCUUCCUUGACGACGUCGAUGUUCAUGAUCAUGAUCGUCAGGGAAUUAUAAUAUCGCCGGAAUCGGAAAGUUACAGAAGCAGUGACAAUGAAAACCCAGAUGAUGAAAUGGUUGAUCAAGAUCAGGAAGAACAUGAAGAAGAGAAAGAUAACAGGUUUUGGGAGAAUCAGCACCAACUUCUGCAGGUUACGUUACGGAGGACAAGCUCUUUGGAGAGUGGAAUUAGAAAUGGCACUAAACAGGCCAUAAAGGAGAAGCAAAUUUCUGGGACGGUGUGUGGUUGUGGAAGGCCAAUAGCCACCGGUUGUCGGAGCUGCCUCAUGAGAGAAGUUUCCGACAGACUUCGGAAUGACGGCUACAACAGCGCUGUCUGCAAGUCUAAGUGGAGGAGUUCGCCGGACGUUACUUCAGGGGAGCAUACAUUUUUGGACGUAUUGAGCAAUUCAAGUUCAAAGAAAGGAGAAGUGAGGGUCAUAAUUGAGCUGAAUUUCAGAGCCGAAUUUGAGAUGGCAAGAGCAAGUGAAGAGUACAAUAGACUAGUCCAAAAGCUUCCCGAAGUGUUUGUGGGAAAAGUAGAGAGAUUGCAAUCCGUGAUAAAGAUAAUGUGCUCAGCGGCCAAGAAGUGCAUGAAGGAGAAGAAGAUGCACUUGGGGCCAUGGAGGAAGCAGAGGUACAUGCAGGCCAAGUGGCUCGGCGUCUGCGAGAGAACGACGUCGUUGAGCCUCUCGUUGACGGGGUCAGACUCCGGCCGCCUGCCAAGGCCUAGGGUUAAGGCCGCGUCCAUGCUUACUGUGGACUUGUUGGACAUCAUGCCCAAUCUCCAUUGCAAAGCAGUUGCUGUUGUGUGAUAUAUAUAGUAUGAUGCCCUAAUAUCGUUUGAUCAUGAUAUGAUUUACAAGAGUUGCUUUUCUUUUUUCUUAUUUACCAGUGGGGUCACUUUGUGAAGUGACGAGUGUACAUAAAAUAUAUAUUUUAUAUAUAUAUAUAUAUAGAUCUUUAAAUAGUAGUUGAUAUCCCUUCAUUUUCUCUAGUUUUUUU